AUGCGUGUUCUCCUUCUCGGAGCCACAGGUCCCUCUGGCAUCCUGAUCAUCCACGAAUUCUUCAAGGCCUACCCAGAUGGGACCUUGAUCAUUUACGCUCGCAAUCCCUCCAAACUCCGCUCACAAAUCAUAUCCAACCCAUCCAUAACCAUCAUCAAAGGAGAACUCACCGAUACCGAUUCCCUCAUCACCACAUUCACAUCCACAUCAUCCCAACCAAAGAUCGACGCUGUCCUGUCUACGCUAGGACCCGCGUUCGGCCACCCCUCCACGCUUCCGCUGACCAGGGCCUACGAUACCCUCAUCCCCAUCAUGGCCGCUCACGGGUAUAAACGAGACAAGUUCAGCAUACUCGCUUGCAUCCUCGUCACUAUUGUCUGGCUCAUCCAGCGUAAUGCGUAUAACGACAUUGUGGCGUACUCGAAAGGCAUCGCCUCGAACUGCGACGAAUACGCCAUUGAUUGGACGCUCGUGAGGGUCCUGAGCCUGAACAAUAGGAAGGUACAGAAAUUGGUGGUAGGAUAUGUCGGAGAUGGAAGAACGGGGGUUGGGUUGAGUCGGUUUGCGAUGGCGCAGUUUUAUGUGGGGGAGAUUGAGGGGAGUGGGUGGGUGAGGAAGGCUCCAGCCCUGUCGUCGAAGGUACCUUGA
This is a messenger RNA of Stereum hirsutum FP-91666 SS1, 648 nucleotides long. RefSeq lists its product as uncharacterized. Bases 1 to 648 code for a protein of 215 amino acids. NCBI's taxonomy places the organism in Eukaryota, Fungi, Basidiomycota, Agaricomycetes, Russulales, Stereaceae. The transcript has 2 exons. The record is from RefSeq and is a predicted model, not a curated record.